AAGAAAAGUUUUAUUUAUUUAUAGUUCACAAGUCACGGCAGUCACAUAGUGACUGCAAGGUUGCUAGUUUAUAUUAUUAAGAGAAUAAGCAAAAUUUUGUGGCCAGUAUAUUUAUAUGAUAAAAUAGGUUUUUAUGGUUAAAUUUGGAAUCUGAAAUAAAAAAAAUUCUUGUAAAAAAAAAAUUGAUUGAAAUUUUAAUAAUUCAAGGAUACACUUAAAUUAUUAUUUUACAAAUAAAUAAUUAAUGUAAAUAAAUUUCAGUUGGAGGAUCUGAUGAAGUGAGAAAACACUGGAAUAAUUUUCUCCAAGAUACUGAUGUCCUGAUUUUUAUGGUCGACGCAAGUGAUGCUAAUCAACUAUCUCAGGCUGUUUUGUCUCUCAAAGAAAUUUUAGGGGAUAGUAGGAUGGAUAAUGUACCUAUUUUAGUAAUUGCUAAUAAACAAGACGUUCCAGAUGCACUGAAAGCAGAUCAAAUAAAACGCGCGUUGGAUUUGCACAGUAUAUCACCUCACAAACACAAAGUCGAAGUGAUAACCUGCCAAACGAUGCCUAUUCCAGAUUCAGCGAAAAAACCUGGUACCUCUGAAUACUCCUAUUACCACCCAAGUAUGAUGAACGUCAGGAAGAAAAUAUUCUCCCUCGCCUCGGCGACUUAG
Molecule: messenger RNA, 656 nt
Organism: Cotesia congregata
Lineage: Eukaryota; Metazoa; Arthropoda; Insecta; Hymenoptera; Braconidae
Source: the annotation of a GenBank genome assembly